GAUUUCGCGAAGCCAGCAAACAUCGAGAACACAGCAAACUACAAGGAGGCCAAAGCGCUCUCCGCAAAAUUCACGCAGAUCAGCAGCCAGGUCGAGCAGAAAACAGUUGCCGUGAUCGGGGGAGGACUUUCUGGACUGGCCUGCGCGAAGUAUCUGUCCGAUGCUGGUCACAGAGCCGUCGUCCUCGAAGCUCGCGAUGUCCUCGGCGGCAAGGUGUCGGCAUGGCAGGAUGAAGAUGGAGAUUGGAUCGAAACCGGUCUGCACAUCUUCUUCGGUGCCUACCCCAACAUGAUGAACCUGUUUUCCGAACUCGGCAUUGAGGAUCGAUUACAGUGGAAGCGGCAUCAAAUGACCUUCGCCAUGCAGGAAUUCCCCGGGGAGUUCACAACCUUCGAAUUCCCAGGAUGGCCGGCCCCUUUGAACAUGGCGGCUGCGAUUUUGGGGAACCAAAAGAUGUUGUCCCCUUUGGAGAAACUGCAAACUGGGCCGCCAUUGCUGCCAAUGCUGGUGGAAGGCCAGAGCUUUAUCGAUGCCCAAGACGAGUGCUCCGUGACAGAGUUUUGCAAGAAGUACGGCAUGCCGGAUCGGAUCAUUCAGGAGAUUUUCAUUCCAAUGGCCAAAGCGCUGGAUUUCAUCGAUCCCGACCGCCUCUCCAUGACUGUCGUGCUGACGGCCAUGAACCGCUUCAUUAACGAGACCGAUGGAAGCCAAACUGCCUUCCUGGACGGUAACCAACCCGACCGGCUUUGCCAACCCAUGGUGGAGCACAUCAAACGCCUCGGUGGAGAUGUUCGCCUCGGGGCGGUCGUGGAGGAGGUGGUUCUGCGCCCAGACGGCUUUGUGGAUUACCUGAGCAUGCGUGGUGGCGAGAAGUUUCGGGCGGACGAGUACGUCUCGGCGAUGCCCGUCGACGUGCUGAAGCGCUUGCUCCCGCAGCAGUGGUCAGUUAUGCCUUUCUUCCGGCAGCUGGACCAUUUGGAGGGAAUUCCGGUCAUCAAUAUCCACUUGUGGUUCGACCGAAAGCUGAGAAAUAUCGACGCUUUGUGCUUCAGCCGCAGCCCACUGCUUUCCGUGUAUGCUGACAUGAGCACCUGCUGCAAGGAGUACGAGGAUGCUAAGAGGUCUAUGUUGGAGCUUGUCUUCGCCCCUUGCGGUGCCAUCGCUGGGAGCGACAUCAACUGGAUCGGGAAAACAGAUGAGGAGAUCGUUGCUGCAACGAUGAAGGAGCUCGAAAGGCUCUGCCCGGACGAGAUUGGUGUCGCACUGCCCGGCGGCGCACAGCUGCGCAAGGCGAGGGUGGUGAAGGUGCCACGCAGCGUUUACGCUGCAGUCCCAGGACGCAACAAGUUCCGGCCUUCUCAGGCAACACCCGUGCCCAACUUCACCUUGGCGGGCGAUUGGACUAGCCAGAAGUUCUUGGGCAGCAUGGAGGGAGCCGUGCUGGCGGGCAAACUGACCGCAGAGGUGAUUUGCGACCGUGCGAGGGGGAUGAAGGCUCCAAUCAAAGCCGUUCUGCCUGCAGUGGAGAAAGCGGUUGCAGAGCCUCCACUGCAGCCGGCAGGCGUUGCCGGAUCUACGCCGAUAGCUUUCGGCGGCGGCGCGGUGAUGUCUGAAAGGCAUUUCCGUGAUCUCCGCCAACAGGCAAAGCUCUGA
Molecule: messenger RNA, 1653 nt
Organism: Symbiodinium sp. CCMP2456
Lineage: Eukaryota; Dinophyceae; Suessiales; Symbiodiniaceae
Source: the annotation of a GenBank genome assembly